This is a messenger RNA of Nilaparvata lugens (brown planthopper), 1332 nucleotides long. RefSeq names its product vacuolar protein sorting-associated protein 29 (gene Vps29). The transcript has a single exon. The record is from RefSeq and is a predicted model, not a curated record. Gene Ontology annotation, cellular component: retromer complex; endosome. The coding region runs from base 158 to 706 and encodes 182 amino acids. Gene Ontology annotation, biological process: retrograde transport, endosome to Golgi; intracellular protein transport. NCBI's taxonomy places the organism in Eukaryota, Metazoa, Arthropoda, Insecta, Hemiptera, Delphacidae.
UCAACAGCUGAUUAGAAGUUAGAACUGAGCAAGUGAAUUUCUGUUGCUAUCCUGUUUUGAAAAACGCCCUACGUCAACGUAAAUUGUGAUAGUAAAUUAAAUUAUUACUUUUCUGCAUUACAUUUAGUAACUGUUUGAAUUACCACUUCAUUCUACAAUGUUAGUUCUUGUGCUAGGAGACUUGCAUAUACCUCACAGAUGUAGUAGUCUGCCAUCAAAAUUCAAGAAACUUCUCGUCCCGGGAAGGAUCCAACACAUUUUAUGUACAGGUAAUUUGUGUACAAAAGAAUCAUUUGAUUACUUAAAGACACUUGCUAUUGACGUUCACGUUGUGCGAGGAGACUUUGAUGAGAAUUUGAACUAUCCAGAACAGAAAGUAGUGACUGUGGGACAGUUUCGAAUUGGGUUAUGUCAUGGACAUCAAGUUGUUCCGUGGGGUGAUCCUGAGUCAUUAGCACUAGUGCAACGGCAGUUGGAUGUUGAUAUUCUCAUAUCUGGACAUACUCAUAAGUUUGAAGCUUAUGAACACAACAACAAAUUCUAUAUCAAUCCUGGAUCGGCUACUGGCGCUUAUAAUCCUCUUGACACCUCUGUCACUCCAUCAUUCGUUCUAAUGGACAUUCAGAGUACUACAGUUGUUACAUACGUUUAUCAGCUAGUCGGCGAAGAAGUUAAAGUUGAAAGAAUUGAAUAUAAAAAGAGUUGAAGUGCUGUAUUGAGAACUGUAAGUAAAUCCCAGAACUUGCAACCUAUAUAAAUAUGUAAUAUGUAUAACAAAGAAAAUCUUUGUUGAUAUCAAUUAUUACAAUAAUAAUAUAUAUUUAUCUGAACUUUUAAAUAUCUAUAAUAGACUGGAAUGAGUAACAUUUGGUAUUUAAAACUUCCAUAAUAUUGAUUUAUUGAGUAAAUCUGGUUUGAUAUAUUUACCAGCACCUGGUGUACUAUCAAUCUUUUAUCAAUGUUUUAAAGAAAUAAUAACUUGAGUCUGAGUGUGCUUCGCAGCUACAAUAUCAUUAUUUUAAAUCAUCAACCUAAAGAAUUGCAGAGUAAAACUGCAUUUUUAUGUUUAUUUAGAAAUUGAAUCUGUCUUCUUAUCUGCUUGAUUAAAGAUUACAAACAACAUGCGUGACAGCAGAAAUUUAUCGGACCCUAAUUUCUUUAGAAAAUUGUAAACAGUAAGUUGAUUGUUAUUCAUAAAAUGUAAUUCUAACUGUAAACUUUUAUAUUUUUCUUCAAGUACAUGCCAUUAAAAAUGUCACAGUGUAUAAUUAUCAUUCCAAACAUGUAAGUUAUGUUAAAUAAUUAUUAUAAGUUAUCUGUUCUGAUGCUGAA